Pyrus x bretschneideri (Chinese white pear) is the source of this 1322-nucleotide messenger RNA. RefSeq names its product remorin 4.1. Lineage: Eukaryota; Viridiplantae; Streptophyta; Magnoliopsida; Rosales; Rosaceae. The record is from RefSeq and is a predicted model, not a curated record. The transcript has 2 exons. Bases 13 to 903 code for a protein of 296 amino acids.
AAACCCUCUGAUAUGAAUGAUCCAAGGGCUGGCACCAGCCAAGGAGUACAAGAUCAUCAUGACGAUCAUGGUGAAGAUGAGCACAACAUCAGGGACAUCCAUGCCUUGACACCGCCUCGCCCGCUGCCUCCCGCCAAUGGCGGCGGCCGCAGAAGAGAAGCUUGGGAAACCAGUAGCCAAACAUCUUUGUCCAUGGCCAGUGCUGAAUUAGGAACAGACUUCACCACCAUGAGUAGAGAGUUCAGUGCUUUAGUAGUUGCAGGGUCGGCAAUCGGGACAAAUAAUAGUACCACAAAUGAUAGUGACCAUAAUACUAUGAUUAAUCAAGGGAACAAUAAUUUGGGUAGGAUCGGAGAGGAGGACAAUAAUAUGCAUGAGCAGGAGCUGGAGAGCAACCAUUUGGCUAUAGUCCCGGAUAAUUACAACCAUUUGGACCCGAUUACCUACUCUCCAAGGAAUAGUCAGGCUAAUAACUAUAUUGGGUCUUCAUCAAGCACGGUGAGGACUCGGGAUCACCAAGAAGGCAGCGGCGGCGAUCAGAUGGUUUCGGUGGAUCGGGUGAAGAAGGAAGAGGUUGAAACAAAGAUAUCGGCUUGGCAAAACAACAAGAUUGCCAAGCUUAAUAACAGGUUUAAGAGGGAGGAUGCUAUUAUUAAUGGGUGGGAAAGUGAGCAGGUUCAGAAAGCUUCUUUAUGGAUGAAGAAAGUUGAGAGGAAGUUGGAGGAGAAGAGAGCAAGAGCCCUAGAGAAGAUGCAAAACGACAUAGCCAAAGCACGUAGGAAAGCAGAGGAGAGGAAGGCAUCGGCAGAGGCUAAAAGGGGAACGAAAGUGGCUAGGGUUCUUGAAAUUGCCAAUCUAAUGAGAGCUGUCGGAAGAGCACCUGCCAAAAAGUCCUUCUUUUAGCCCCCUUACCAUCGGAAUAUUCCAAAUUCCAUGCCCAGAAACAAACCACCACCACCACCCCACCCCCAAAAAGGAAAAUGGUUAGGGAAAAUAAGUGCCCCAUAGUCCUCGUAUACAAGGGCCUUUCCCUUUUGAACAAAGGCACCCUGUAUGAAAUGGGGCAGUGAAGUCAGAGAAAUCUAGCAACUAUAAAUUUUGAGUGCUUUUGGUUGAUGCGUAUUUUUUUUAGUGUGGUCAGUGUGUUGGGAUGUUGGGAUGGAUUUGUUAGUGAAACGACGUCGAGCCUUGUACAGUUUUCUUAUUCUUGGGCAGGACUCGGGAGUUAUAUAGUGUUUGAUGUCGUACUGCAUAUAAUUUCCUAAGCGUAAUUUGGUGUAUUUUAUUUUCCAAUUAUGGAAUGGAAUGAUAAUUUGCACUAA